GUAUGAAGCACGUAACCGAUGGGCGGGGCUUGAGACUGGCAGCGCCGCAGGAUGACACGUUUUCCCUUUGAAAUCUGAAGUUAAUGCUAAUUUUGUUUAUUUGUAACUAAUCCGGAUUAUCAGAAUUAACUCGGUUUCUUAAAACGGUUCCGUGUUUAUUUCCGGUUUAAAAUAUCUAACUACUGCUGUAGCUGCGCUAGCUUAGUUAGCCUGAGAGCUAACUUUACCCCCAGGUCACUUCUGACGGAACGCGGUCAGAGACUCCAAUCUCCGGACUUCCCUUUUUGUUUGUUAUUAUUCCUGUCUGUUGUGGUUUUAGAUAACAGACAGUAACUCAUAAGCAGGUAGAAGUCGGUGUUAUGGCAGAGAGAAGUUCACACAGCGUGUACGACAUCUUCAAGUCCAUGGAGUUCGGACCUUCUGCUCCAAGUGCAGCUCUUACUGCAGCGUCAUGGCUGGAGCUGCACUCCGGUUCUCUCGGCCUGUUUAUAGACGGGAAGUUUGUGCUCCCGGACAACAGACAGACAGUCAUGGUCUCUGAUCCGAAAGGUGAGGAUUUGUGCAGAAUUGUGUGUGCUGAUGAUGAAGAUAUUUUCAGCUGCUCCUCUUCAGCUGCUGCAGGAUUUCAGGUGUGGAAAGAGCUGAGUGACAAUCGCAGAGCCAAAGUCCUGCUCAGGUUUGCGAGCUCACUGCAGAGGUACAGCCAGUGUGUGUGUGAAGUGUGUGAUCUGUGUCAGACUCCUGGCUCCGCCCCAGCGCUCAUCAGACUGGCACAGUAUUACGCUGGCUGGGCUCAACUCCGUCACACUCUCCUGCCCGGAUGGAGCCCACGAGGUGUGGUUGCAGUGAUGUCAGAUGAUAUUUUAUUCUACUCUUUGUGGCUGAAAGUCCUUCCAGCUCUUGCUGUAGGUAAUUCUGUCAUUGUCGUUCCGGGAGUAAAACUGGCUCCUCCCACCCUCCUAUUGGCCCAGCUGCUAAAAGAGGCGGGACUUCCUGCUGGUGUGCUGAACGUGGUGACGGGUAACAACUCGGUGAGAGUGAAAGUGGCUCAGAACCACCAGAUCAACCACAUCACCUACAGUGGAAGCAAACAGGAUGGAGAGCUGCUGGUCAAACAGAUAGCUGGGCAUGGCAUCCCUGUCUCUCUCUCCCUGUCUGUCUGCUCUGUGUGUCCAUUCAUUAUCUUUGAGACUGCAGAUGUGGACAGCGCUGUGGACGGACUGAUGGAUGCAGCUUUCAAAAACUAUAGCGAGUGGAGGUGGUUGGUGUGUGUGCAGGAGUCGGUGUAUGAUGCUGUGGUGGAGAAGCUAAAGUUCAGGAUGGUUGGAAUGAAGUGUGUGAGUGUGAGUGAUGAGUGUGAGAGGGGGCGAGUGGAUGCUGCAGUGCGUGAUGCGGAACAGCAGGGGGCGAUGUUGAUCCAGUCUUGUUCUCCACCUUCCUCUGGAUGUGUGUAUCCCCCCACUGUGGUAUGUAACACGGCUCCCUCCUCCUCCUUGGUGGUGUCUCCUCCGCUCGGCCCCGUUGUGCCCCUGCUGUCCUUCAGGAGCGCUGCAGAGGCUGUAGCUUUGGGAAACUGCAGACCUCAUGGUCGAGCUGCGUCCAUCUGGACUGAAGAUCUGACGCUGGCUUUGGAGACUGCAAAGAGUCUGUGUGUAGGUUCUGUGUGUGUGAACACUCCCUCGGUGACCGAUCCUUCACUCCCACAAUCUGGACGGAGAGAAAGUGGGACCUGCACUGACGGAGGUGGAGAGGGUCUGUAUCAGUUCCUGAGGGCAUCUGUGGCUCCAUCCCGCUCUGAACCCGUCUCUCUGGACUACACCGGUUUUGGUACUGCAGCAUCCCGGUUCCUGGUGCCGGAAGGUUCUGAUCCAUCCAGUGUCUCUCGCUCCUGCUCUCACCUGGUCAGGGGGAAGGUGUGUAAAGCUGAUUCAGGCUACAGUAGGGAAGUGCGGGCUCCAGGGGGGACGGUUGUGGCUCACUGUCCUGACGGUGGAAGGAAAGAUGUCCGUAACGCAGUGGAGGCUGCCCUGAAGGUCCAGCCGGGGUGGAUGAAGAAAAGCCCGGCCACUCGAGCUCUCGCCCUCUACUCCCUCGCUGACAGUCUGGAAAAAAGAAAGCAGGACAUGGCUACUUCAAUCCACAAGCAGACCGGUCUCUCUAUAGAGGAAGCAGCUCAGGAGGUGGAGCUUAGCAUCUCCCGGCUUUCUGAUUGGGCUGCACGGUGUGAUAAACAAAAUAGGCAUGCUCCACUCCUCCCUCACACUGGUUCCGCCCUCUCAGCACCAGAAGCUGUAGGAGUUGUGGGCGUGGUCCUGCCUGACACUAAGCCUCUUCUUUCCAUGGUGUCUGUUCUGGGGGCAACGGUUUCCAUGGGCAACGCUAUCAUCAUGGUGCCAAGCGAGAGAUUUCCUCUUCCAGCUCUGGAUUUCAUUCCGAUUCUCCAGGCAUCUGAUGUUCCUGCGGGUGUGGUCAGUGUCAUCAGUGGUGGGAGGGAUCAGCUGACUCAGGCUUUGGCCAAUCACAAUGAGAUCCAGGCCAUAUGGUACUGGGGCAGUGCUGAGGGCCGUCAGUUUCUGCAGCACUGCAGUCCUCUGAAGCGUUUGUGGCUGCUCUGUGAGGAAGAGGUGGAUGAAGAUGGAUGGAAAUUCUGGUCUAAGCCGAGUUUCUCAAUGCAGGAGGAGAUGUGGAGAGAGUGUGUGGUGUGGAAGAGUGUGUGGAUCCCCACCGCUUAAUCUCACACACGCACACACACACAGUCAGAGAGAAUUGAGAGGGGUGUGUGUGUGUUUACUGUUAAUGAAUCUUUAGCAUUCAGAAAUAAAUAUAAAUCAGGGUUUAUAAUAUAUUCUAGUGAAUAAUGGAGGAUUGUUAAAUCAGAAUGUUCUCAGAGAGUGGGGAAGGUUGAGUUCUGUCUCACACACAGACAUGAACCUGCUUCUGCUUUUUAAAGAUUUAAUGAAGAAGUGAAAGUUCUGCUUCCAGUAAAUUCCGGCCAUAAAGAUGAACUUCGGCACCUAAUUUGCACUCCUGACAUUCCAGAUUAAAAUGUGCAGCUGUAAUUUUAUUUACCUGCUCAGUUACACAUCUUAAAAAGUUAAAUCAGAAGUCAUAUUUCAGGCUGAGUUUAAUAUAAUCAGUGUAAAUUAAUGACUAAUUAUUUUCCUCUAAUUCUUACCAUUAGUAUUUUUAUUCUAAUUUCCACAUUACAGAAGAAACCAGACUCCAGAUCACUGCUGAAGAUUUUUUACAGAUCUUUGUCCCCAUCUGCUUUGUGCACAGGAUCAGUUCUGAGACACGUUUAUGUCACAGAUUUCAUCACUGAAGCCGUUUCACCAUGUUUAAUCAUCUGAGUCUGUAAGAGUGAUGAUAAACUGAGAACGCUGUAAAGGUCCACUUAAACCAUUUUACUCCAUCAUUAAAUUCAUUUCAUUAAACCUGCUGUGACAUUCUUUUCCCAGUUUACAUCAACAUGAAGAACAUUCUGAAUUACAGACACACACACACACACAACCACUAUAGCCAAAAAAUUAACAUUAUUUUGGUAGAAAAGCUUUUCUACAUAAACCCCUUGAGUCAGAUAUUUGUGGUUAUUGUUAGAAGCCUACAUAUGGUGUUAAAUUGAAAUAAAAUAUAUAUACUUUUAAUAAAACAACCCCAUGGUUGUUUUCUUGUUUUUUUUUUUUAUUUUAUUUUUUUUGUUUUUUUUACAUCUGUUAGAAUAGUAAACACACAGAACUGCUGAAUCACAGAACUGCUGAAUCACUGAACUGCUGAAUCACUGAACUGCUGAAUCACUGUGACUCAGCACCAUGUUACUUGAUCAGUUAAAGUUAUGAACAGGUAUUCAGUGACCUUUUUAACCCCAGAAAGGAAUUAAAUUAAGAAAAAAUCUACUCUAAAAACAUUAAAUCUACAUCACACUGCCCUUUACAUAAUCUUUAUGAUAAACACUGCCACUCUGUGAGGAUGUGUGUUCACAGCUCUGUCUAUUUUCUACCCAGAAACUGUAAACUUCACAUUCACAAAUCUAUAACUCUUAAAUUUAACUUCCACUUUUAGUUCAGAUGAACAGAGUAAAGCUCAUCCUCAUUCAGACAUUCUCCUCUGUGAUCUACAAGCUGCUUGGAAUCCAUGUUUAAAAAGUCCCGAGUGAAAACGAAUUGCAGAGUGAAGUAUUGUGAGAGAACUGCAGUUAAAUGAAAUGAUAAUGGUCAUGCUGGAGUUUUCUGCUGCUGUAAGCGACUGUUGGUUUGUAAAAUGCUUCUCCUUGUGAUUUACGUGACCAUGAAAGCCAUGGUGUUGCGUUAUACUCAGUCAGGAGGUAAACAGGAGACGCUGAGUCACAGUGACACUGCACUAUUUCAGCUUGGAUCAUAUUCCUACUGAACCUUCAUACAGAUGAAAUGAGAUGUUCAAAACCUCCAUCAUGUGUCGGAGCAGGACGCAUGACUUUAGCUUCAGACUGAAUUUAACAACAAACAAUUAUUUUAUUUGAUAAACAUCCUGAAUUCUGCACAUGAGCUGAUUUACACUUUAUUACACUCUGGCUCAUGGGAGAUUUAUUCUUUUGUCAUGCAAUUAUAUUGAGAACAAGAAUGUUUUCAUACAGUGGGUUACAAAAAAAAGAUUAAAGGUAGAUUAAAAAAUAAAAAUAAAUAAAUGUGUUGUGAAGUGUGUGUGUGUGUGUGUGUGUGUGUGUGUGUGUGUAUACAAGAAAUAAAUUGUAAUAUUUUAUGGGAAAUUGUGUACUGGACAUGGGAACGUUUAUCUUAUCAGUUUCUGGCCAAUGGUUUUUCAGUGACAGCAGAUAAUGGAGCACAAAGUUCACAGAGAAAUUAAUGAUUAAAGUGAUGUGUUUUUUAUGGAGAUUUUUAUGGACUGAAUGAGAAUCAUGUGAGACUCGAGUAAUACUGCAUUAAUACUAAACUUAAGAUAACUCUAAGACUUGGCCAUUUUUGAGGAAUGUUGUAGAAUCCUAAUAUUAAACUGCAGUAGGUACAAUUAUACAUUUAUAUUUAAUAUGAGUAUUAAACUGUUUCUCUAUCACACACACACACACACACACACGUUUCCAGUUAAAACAACUGUCCCUCUCUUUUUUCUUUCUGUGACAAAACUGUGACAAAGUGAGUAAAAUUACUAUCAUGUUUUUAAUAAACUUUAAGGUUUAUUUCGUGUAGAAGUUGUUGUUAUGCUUGACCUUUAGUAACCCCCUUCUGUCUUUUGUAACUCAUGUUUUUUGAUGGCUUCAUUUGGCCCCGCCCACUUCCGCAUGAAAUACUCUCAUUUGAUUGGCUGCCCCCACCCCCCCAGCUGCAGCAGGAAUAAAUACCACGCGCACGACCGUCAGCGCUUCAGACUCGGGAAUCUUUUCAGAAGUUCUUGCUUCAACAGUGAUUGAACGGAACUUCUUCCCAUUCAGAUAUUCCACUCUGCGCUUUUAUUUUGCUUGUAUAAAUUUCUAUUUUUGUACAUUUUGAUAAAAAACAAAAAACCGAUAAACCCAGCCGAAAUGGAGACUU
Hemibagrus wyckioides is the source of this 5522-nucleotide messenger RNA. It is a transcript of the gene aldh16a1, whose product is annotated as aldehyde dehydrogenase 16 family, member A1. Gene Ontology annotation, molecular function: oxidoreductase activity, acting on the aldehyde or oxo group of donors, NAD or NADP as acceptor. Bases 360 to 2732 code for a protein of 790 amino acids. The transcript has 17 exons. The record is from RefSeq and is a predicted model, not a curated record. NCBI's taxonomy places the organism in Eukaryota, Metazoa, Chordata, Actinopteri, Siluriformes, Bagridae.